AUGAAUCUGUUUUCUUUGCUGUUUUGUUGUUACUUUGUGUCUGUAUAUGCUACUACUGUGUCUGGUUUGAACUCUGAUGGGUUGGCUCUGUUGUCCCUCUUGAGUCGGUGGAAUUCUGUGCCUACUUCCAUGACUUCAAGUUGGAAUUCUUCAGACUCAACUCCUUGUUCUUGGCUAGGUAUAAAAUGUGAUUAUAGAAGUCAUAGUGUAGUUUCUUUGAACCUUUCUGGGUACGGAAUUUCUGGUCCACUGGGCCCUGAAAUUUGGCGGUUAAAGCAGUUGAAGACCAUUGAUUUGAACACUAAUGAGUUUUCUGGUGAAAUACCCUCACAGUUAGGAAAUUGUAGUCUCCUUGAGUACUUGGAUUUGUCUACAAAUAGUUUUACUGGUGGAAUACCUGAUAGCUUUAAGUACUUGCAAAAUUUACAAACGUUGAGUCUUUUCUCUAAUUCACUGUCUGGUGAAAUACCUGAAUCACUGUUUCAAAAUUGGGGUUUACAAGUUUUGUAUCUGGACACCAACAGAUUCAAUGGUUCCUUUCCUAGGAGUGUUGGAAACUUGACUGAGCUUUUAGAACUGUCCUUAUAUAGUAAUCAGUUAUCUGGUCCAAUUCCUGAGUCUAUUGGAAAUUGUAGAAAAUUGCAAUCUCUGACUUUGAGUUAUAACAAGUUAAUUGGUUCUUUGCCCGAGAGUCUAACCAAUCUUGAAAGCCUUGUUGAUUUAUCUGUUGGUCAGAAUAAUCUUGAGGGUAGAAUUCCUUUGGGUUUUUGCAAAUGCAAGAAUUUGGAAAAGUUAGAUUUGUCAUUCAAUAGCUUUAGUGGGGGUCUUCCACCAGAUUUAGGCAAUUGUAGUAGCUUAGCAACCUUUGCCAUUGUUCAUAGCAACUUAACCGGAACGAUCCCAUCUUCCUUUGGCCAACUAAAAAAGCUUUCUCACCUUGACCUCUCUGAGAAUCGACUGUCUGGGAGGAUUCCUCCUGAACUUGGGAAUUGCAAGUCCUUGACAGUGUUAAAUCUAUACACAAAUAAACUUGAGGGAAAGAUUCCGAGUGAGUUGGGGGGUUAA
Dovyalis caffra is the source of this 1065-nucleotide messenger RNA. NCBI's taxonomy places the organism in Eukaryota, Viridiplantae, Streptophyta, Magnoliopsida, Malpighiales, Salicaceae. The record is from the annotation of a GenBank genome assembly.